AUGGAGUCAAAAAUAUGGGUAAUCAUUCUCGUUCUUAAAUUACAGGAUGCGCUAAGUUGGCGAUCAAUUCAGCCUUAUCUUUGCACGUUAGCCGUGUCGCUUAGUUUCGGCACAAGCUGGCGAGCACCGCGUGAUGCCUUCCGCUAUGGUGCUGUGACCAGCGCCUUGGUGACGACGGUCGCUGCGGCACUCGUAGCGCUGCCUGCUGCCCUACUACAGCUCUCUGUGGGGCAACUGAGUCAGCAAGACGCUGUAGGGAUAUGGAGGGCGGUGCCCUUUUUCAAAGGCAUUGGGUUUUUAAGAUUGCUGAUAUCUUUUUUGUCUGCUUUGUAUACAGUCGUCUAUACAUCCAUCACUAUCACAUACAUAUUUCAUACAAUAAGCAAUCCUAUCGUGAAAACGGAUUGCUCGGAGCAUUUAGAUCCACAGGUAAAUCACAUUAAUAUUCAUCAUUCAUCAAACUGUUUAAAUGAAACCUUUCUGGCUCCUAUUGGUGAGCAACCUGAGUACUACAUAGCGUUGGCAUCUAUUGUUAUAGCGCUUUGGAUACUGUUCCCUUUUAUUCUGUACAAUCCAGUUAAAUUAAUGAAAAGGAUAAUGUAUGCGUUUGGUUUUCUGGUACUCUUACUUGGCAUAAUAAUAAUAUCGUAUGUCGGUAAUAAAGACGAUGUGCCGUCAAUGGUAAAUAGCAGUGACUGGGUUAACUUCGUGCGUCCGAACAUCUGGCACAGCGCCGUGGUUCAAGCCCUGGUGUCUAACCAGAUAGCGGGAGGGUAUCUUAUUUCCUCUGGCGAUUCCAUAUACGCUAAUACUAAUGUUCAAUGGACAACAUUGUCACUUGUUGGCGCAAACAUUUUGUUUGGAUGGGCGGGUAUCCUGUUCUGGUUCGCGGUUGGCGGCACCGGCCAGAAGGAGACAAAUAAUCUGGCGGUGAUCGUCCAGAUAUAUAAGACCUCUGCAGAAAAGGAUUUAGGGACCGUGUGGUCGAUACUCAUGCUGGCUAUGUUAUCGUUCUCGGGAAUGAUUACUAUGCUAGCGUUGCUCUAUCCAUUGUACGACCGUUUUCGUCGUGUGGGAGGUCACAAGUGGCGCCAUCUCUCGAUGGGCAGCUCUGUGGUUGGCGCAGCGGCGGCGCUCGCAGUACUCAUUGUGGGACACUCUGCUCUAGCGUUAUUUGAAGACGUCGUAGUACCUUGCCUUGUCAGCGUUACGACCGUGGUUGAAAUAUCUGCCUUCGUCUUCAUUUACGGAUGGAAAGUGUUAGUGGAAGAUAUCGAGUUCCUGCUAGGGAGCAAGCUGCCCAAGUGCUGGGUAUGGGGCUGGUGCUCAGUCCCCGGUAUCGUGACGCCAUUAACGCUUUGGUGGAUCGUCGUCAGUUUUAUCGACCAACCUGAUUGGCUGCAAGCCCCUUGGGAGAAGGCGGGGAUUGUGACCAGCCUCAGUGGAGCUUUAGUCCUGUUUUUGGUGUUUGCGGCUAUAUCAGUAGCGAAGCAAGUCCAAUAUGACUUUGUGGGGAAGCUGAAGUCAUCAUUUAGGCCUUCGCGGCACUGGGGACCUCGGGAUCCUAUCACUCAUCACUAUUGGCUGGCGAGACGCGAGGAGGGAGAUCGGAAUGCGCCUCGUGCGAGAUUUCGCCGACAGCAAUUAGGAGAAUUUUCCGGCAUUUCAAGUUUCAGUAAUAUUCGUACACAGAAAACAAACCAGGAUAAAUGUGUAAACAGAAUUCGCUCAAAAUCUGAUGAUUUCAAUAUCUCCAGACGAAAAUUUAUUGCGGAGCUAAAUCACAACCGUUUAGACAGCAGAAAGCGUUGGAAAUCUUUGGAAUGGGAUGCAGCACUUAGGCACACACAAAUUUUUCCAGAUAUCAAAGAUAUUUUAACUUCCGCAGACAUAAAACCCUCAGAGCAUGGCAAUAACAUAGUCAAGGAUGGCCUUGAGUGAUUAGUGGCAUAUGUAAAUGCAUACGGUGUUUGAUUUGUAUUUGAUAUGUCUAGUCACGUUUGAAGUAAGAUGUACAUUAUAUGUACGUGUAUUUGGACACUGGGGAUUCCCAGUUCCCUUAGGUGGUAUUUAUUUAUUGA
This is a messenger RNA of Bicyclus anynana (squinting bush brown), 2081 nucleotides long. RefSeq names its product sodium- and chloride-dependent neutral and basic amino acid transporter B(0+)-like. The coding region runs from base 1 to 1941 and encodes 646 amino acids. NCBI's taxonomy places the organism in Eukaryota, Metazoa, Arthropoda, Insecta, Lepidoptera, Nymphalidae. Gene Ontology annotation, biological process: sodium ion transmembrane transport. Gene Ontology annotation, cellular component: membrane. The transcript has 10 exons. The record is from RefSeq and is a predicted model, not a curated record.